UAAAUGGGGUCCAAGGGGAGAGAAACGCGUUAAAUUAGUUUUGGGGGAAACAAAGAGCUGGAGCAGUACAUAGAGGCGGAUACUGGAGAAGAGUUCACACGCAUAACUUUAUCAAGACCUCGUUCAGCACGGAAAUAAAAAUGCGUGGUUUAUUUUCCACCCUUGUUGUGGUUCUUGUGGCCUUAAUGAUCGUCACUACAGAGGCUGGAAAGAACAAGAAAGAGAAGAAUAAGAAUGGUAAGGGAGGUGGCGACUGUGCAGAGUGGCGCUAUGGCAGCUGCGUGGCCAAUAAUGGCGACUGUGGAACAGGCGUAAGGGAGGGCACCUGUAAUGAGCAGACCAGGAAAGUAAAAUGCAGAGUGCCCUGCAACUGGAAGAAACAAUUUGGAGCCGACUGCAAGUAUAAGUUUGGUAACUGGGGUGAGUGUGAUGCAGCCACGAGCACAAAGAGCCGCACCGGGACUCUGCUGAAGGCUCUCUUCAAUGUUGACUGUCAGCAAACCGUCUCUGUCUCCAAACCCUGCACCACCAAGGUCAAAAACAAAUCUAAAGGAAAGAAAGGAAAGGGGAAAGGGAACUAAAGAGAGCAGCAGAUCCAGAGGAACAGUGAACAUCCAAUGAUUGUCUGUCAUCCAGACACGGCGUCUUAAAUCUCUGCUCUGUGUUCUUCAGUAGAAGCUUGACUCUCUCCACUGCCACAACACACAUAGCUUGAAGUGUUUAUCUCUUGGGUUUGUUUAUGACAGAGUAAUUGACACGUUACAUGGCUCUCUUACAUUAUGACAGAAGUGGGGGGAUAAAAUGCCAUUGUUUACAGUGUGGUGACCUGUAGUUGACCCAUUCCGCUGAUGUCUCUCGCUCUCUCUCUCUCUCUGGCUCUCACAAUCUCGCUCUUUCCCUCGCUCGCUUUCUAUCUAUUAUGUGUUUAAGCCUCAGGCCUCUCAUUUGUUUCAGUCCACACGAUCAGUAGAACUCAAUCAAGUGCAUCUAUUUCAUAACUGUUUAACUUACAAAUCUGGUUUUGUACAAUUGUGUAAUUACAGGAUUAUUACUAGUGGGGUAUAUAAGUAGUGUUUGGAUAAGUCACCCUUCUUUUUGUAGCCUAAAAUUUUUAAAUUGAAGAGAGUGGUUUCAAAUAAAUGAUUUUUCCUUUUCUAUAAAA
Molecule: messenger RNA, 1162 nt
Organism: Misgurnus anguillicaudatus (oriental weatherfish)
Lineage: Eukaryota; Metazoa; Chordata; Actinopteri; Cypriniformes; Cobitidae
Source: RefSeq, a predicted model, not a curated record